AUGUUUCUUUUGAAUCAAUCCACUUGUCUCGGUGGUCGUCGAGACGCCAUCCGAAAAGCAGCGUUAGGAUAUCUGCGAACCUAUCGCUACCUGAUUCAACACGAGUCUGACUUCCGCAUCGCGAAGCAGGACCACCUCUGCCUUGUUCCCCAUGGUGUGGGUUGGGUGGCCUUCUGUCGCUUUAUUUCUGCCUUGGACCAGAUCAAGGACGCCAACGUGUCGGGCCGAUAUCGCUAUGGAGAGCUGAGGCUUUCCCGCCUGAACUUCUACGCGCCAUUCUUCCUCCGCAAAUUCCACUUUGAACAAAUCCAUGGCCAAUAUGGAGAUUAUUUCGCGAGGCUCUAUGGGCCCAUUCUCUUCAUCUUUGCUAUAGUCUCGACUAUAUUAAAUUCUAUGCAGGUUGGGCUAGCGGUUGAUCAGGUUGCCACGACACAUUGGCUCUCGUUAUGGCCUGCCUUUCGUUCUUUUAGUGCCGUUGUACUAAUUGGGGCGGCACUUCUAUCACUCUGCUUUAUUAUUCUUUGGUUGUGGCUUUUUCUAAAUGAGUGGGUAUAUGCUAUAAGAGUUCGUAGACAAAAGAAACGGGAUCAAAAAUCAAUUCAGUGCUAAGGAGUAAGAAGUAGAAAUCUCCAUGUAAGGUUAUAUAAUCUACCCAUUUUGCUUUCUUGGCUUGCAUAAAACAUUCCACUCCUUCAUAAAAAUGGUGCAUUAAUUUUGUUAUAUAAUCCAGCAUCAAGCUGAGGGUUGCAUGCUAGGGUAUUACUAUUUCAGCCGCACGAGGCUGUGAUGAAAAUAAGACGUUGAUAAGAACAGCUCAUGUACGCUUUUAGUCUUUGACUUCAAUCUCUCAACCAUCGACAUCCAAGAUGGUAUUUGCCCGUAAUGCCCUAUUAGCGUUCUACACUAACAGUAAAUAAGGUCCGGCCCGUGGAAGAUGCGAUCGGCUUGACAGUUCUCCGCGACCCGCUCGCACAACCGAUAGUGGGACCUCAAGCACAGGCCGUUGACGUUGAGCACGUCCUCCCUAAACUUGUCUCCUUAGUUGUCUCUAACUAGGUUUACAGUAUUGUCGCAAUCCAUGGCAUUGGUGCCCACCCUGGUGAUACCUGGUGUAAGAAUGUCGGCACACCAGACGCGCCAUGCUACGUGAACUGGCUUACCCACGAGGGCAUGUUACCACAAGCCGCCCCAAAUGCCCGGAUACUGCGAUAUGGGUACGAAUCUGAGUGGUUUGGAGAGAAUGCAAUUUCCCAGAAGACGACGACUGUUGCAGAUCGGCUCCUUCUCACCUUAAGACGUGAAAGAAAGGUAAGUAGCUCAGCUUAGGUUGAUCUAAUCGCUAAAACAAUAUAUUGUAGGAGUUUCCCCUUCGCCCAUUGAUAAUGAUAGCGCAUUGCUUUGGCGGACUAGUAGUCUUAAAGGUUGGUCCUGUAGACCCUCUUAUUGCCUUUAACGAACACUAGUAGGCUCUCCUCAAAGCGCAAUACUAUAAAGAUGAGUGGCCGGGUAUAUUUGAGUCUACCACUGGGCUCGUGUUCUUCGGCACACCAUUCAGAGGAUCGGAGGGCAUGAAACAGAGUGAGAUGCUUGAAGCGGCACAGAGGGAAUACAACGAGGAUCAAAUCCAGACAGAAGUGCUACGGGUACUUGAACCAGGGAACGAGUUCCUUCAAGACCUUGUUGAUAGCUUCUGCAAGACACGGUCACAAGCAAACAAGGCACGAGUCACCUGUUUCUUCGAGAUGAAAGCAAGCAAUGUUGGAGCUGUUGUUGGCGGACAAGGACGAAUAGUAUGUCAAGUUCAUAUUUACUGUCAAGUUGCUAACAAUUUGUUAGAGAUUUGUGGUGGAUGAGAGCUCAGGCUGUCUUGACCCCUCAGAGUCAACUAAAAAUUACUCCCUCUCCCGAACCCACUUUCAUAUGAACAAAUUUGGGAAGCCGACAGAAGAAGACUUCUUAACUGUGUCCGAGGUAAUUCAGGAUAUGGUUAAGGUAGCUCCUCAACUAGUCAUAGCACGAGCUAAAUGUGAAUAUACCCCCUUGUUUCUUGAACACUAUAUAUAGUAAAGAAUAGGGUCUUAAUUGUUAAUCCUCAACCUUAGUAGCCAACAAAAAACACCAGGUUCCUUUUUCUCUCAAAGGCGUCCCGUCAGUAAGUCACUUUGUUGGACGUGAAAGUGAGAUAAAGCUACUCGAGGACUCUGUUCUUCCUGCUCCUUCAAGACCUCGGCGCAAAGUCUACGUAAUUCACGGCUUAGGUGGAAUAGGAAAGACACAGCUCGCGAUUGAGUUUGCCCGGAAGCAUCACCAGAGGUAUAACGCCGUGUUCUGGCUCAAUGGGUCAUCGAGGGACAGUUUGUGUCAGUCACUAGUCGAUAUCGCACGCAAGCUGCCACGAGAUGAAUUGACAGCGGAUAUAGCGCAAGAGCUUUCAAAUCCAAAGAUUGACGUUGAAGCUGUGAUAAGGGGCGUACAUCAAUGGCUGUCGCUCCCCUCAAAUCGACAGUGGCUUCUUAUCUUCGAUAACAUCGACCGCGACCAUACAAAUGGCCAAGAUCUACAAUCAUACGACGUAAAGGAUUUUUUCCCUGAUGCAGACCAUGGAUCAAUCAUCAUCACAAGUCGGUUGUCCAAUCUUCAAAGAUAUGGAAGGGGCUUUAAGCUAAGCAUUGUUGACGAUGAAGAAGCGAUGACUAUCUUAGAGAAUAACGCAGAUCGAUUACUUCAAGGUAAGUAA
Molecule: messenger RNA, 2737 nt
Organism: Hymenoscyphus albidus
Lineage: Eukaryota; Fungi; Ascomycota; Leotiomycetes; Helotiales; Helotiaceae
Source: the annotation of a GenBank genome assembly